Molecule: messenger RNA, 2030 nt
Organism: Bombina bombina (fire-bellied toad)
Lineage: Eukaryota; Metazoa; Chordata; Amphibia; Anura; Bombinatoridae
Gene: PEX7
Product: peroxisomal biogenesis factor 7
Exons: 10
Coding region: 90-1064 (324 amino acids)
Biological process (GO): protein import into peroxisome matrix
Cellular component (GO): cytosol; peroxisomal matrix
Molecular function (GO): protein binding
Source: RefSeq, a predicted model, not a curated record
CUUGCUUCCAUUACCGGUGCCACACGUCAUUUCCCACAACAUAUCUACCGUGCAGUGUAUGAACUAGCGGGCGAUGUGCUGUGCUGGUUAUGGCUGCUAGAGGUGAUGUGACCCGGGCUAUCCGUAUCCCGGGCCGGCACGGCUAUGCAGUGGAGUUCUCCCCAUAUAGCCCUUCUCGCCUGGCUUGUGCCUCAUCUCAGAACUAUGGCAUAUCAGGUUGUGGAACGCUGGUUGUGCUAGAACAAACUGAAACUGGCAUUGUUGUUCUUAAGAGUUUUGACUGGAGUGAUGCGCUGUUUGAUGUGACGUGGAGUGAGAUUAAUGAGAAUAUUGUGGUAACUGCCAGUGGAGAUGGAUCUCUACAGCUGUGGGAUAUAGCAAAUCCACAAGGGCCACUACAAGUCUUCAAAGAACACACACAAGAGGUUUACAGUGUCGAUUGGAGCCAAACCAGAGGAGAGCAGCUGUUAGUAUCUGGUUCAUGGGAUCACACAGCAAAACUGUGGGAUCCAUCGGUUGGGAAGUCACUCUGCACCUUCACAGGUCACGAAAAUAUUGUAUACAGCAGCAUUUGGUCACCCCACAUUCCUGGCUGCUUUGCCACUGCUUCAGGUGAUCAGACUCUGAGGAUUUGGGAUGUGAAAACACCUGUUUCAAAGCUAGUGAUUCCAGCCCAUCAGACAGAAAUAUUAAGCUGUGAUUGGUGCAAAUACGAUCAGAAUUUGCUUGUGACUGGUGCAGUUGAUUGCAGUUUGAAAGGCUGGGACUUGAGAUCUGUACGGCAGCCUGUCUUUGAUCUUCACGGUCAUACAUAUGCAAUCAGGCGAGUUAAAUUUUCACCGUUUCAUGCCAGCAUGUUGGCAUCGUGCUCCUAUGACUUCACUGUGAGAUUUUGGGACUUUUCCAAGCCAUCACCCCUUAUUGAAACUGUGGAACACCAUACCGAAUUUGCCUGUGGCCUUGAUUUCAGUGUUCUUGUUCCUGGGCAGGUAGCGGACUGUGCUUGGGAUGAAACAGUGAAAAUAUACACUCCGUCCUGCUUUCCAUUACUUCUGUCAAAAUAAGUUUUCCUGAUACAGUAAUACAAGAAGAGGGAUGAAAAUAUCUGUGGUCAAUAAUGAAGAGUUUUUUAGAUCUGAUCUUUUUUUUCAGCAAUUCCUGUUUUGUCUCUUUUCUGUUUAAUUAACAUUGAUCUUGAGAAAUAUUUUUGUGUUCAAUGGGUACUGUGAGUAAAGGAGAAGCUAUCUGUGUUAUGGUGUUAUCAUAUAUACUCUAUGAUAAUCCGUUUCUUCACAUUCAGAGUGACAGGUGUUAGAAAUCUGCUCAUACAUUGCCCCACAUUCUGCUUGUUUUUCAUGAGGUUUCUUUCCUUCUAACCUGGCUGUAUCCUAACCUGUGACCUGGUAGAAAGAAGAAGAGUAUAUACAAAAUGAGCCAUAAUACCAUUAGCAUUUAGAAGGUUUCUAUGUUCUGUAACUUAGUGUAAGAUAAGCUAAAGAAUGCUCAUAGACUGUCACUGGACAUGAAGAUGUUGAUUUAUUGUAUUCUUGUUAUUUAUGCCUGAAGCUUGUUAAUUACAAAUAUCCUUAGAUGAUACAGACUAGGUGCUCUUGAGACUUCAUAAAGACUUAGGGGUAGAUUAUGAAAUUUUGGACGGACAUGAUAAGCUGUAGCGAAUCAUGUCCACCCGACAUCGCUAAAUGCCGACAGCAUACACUGUCUGCAUUUAUCAUUGCACAAGCAUUUCUGGUAAAAUGUUUGGUGUCAAUCAUCCUGAUCGUAUCCAAUUGGGAAGAUUGCUGUCCACCACCUCAGAGGACCGCUGCUGUCCACCACCUCAGAGGCUCGCACGAAAACAGCUGUGUCCGCAGCAUAAUAAAUCUACCCAAUAAUAUGGACUUAUUUGAAAACUGAGUUUUGAUACUACUGUUGCACCUAGUAAGAAGCACCAGCUAUUACAUAAAUAAAAUGGUUUCAUUUGAUACUGCAUACUCAGUGGCAAUUUCAAAUAAACGAAAGAUUUUAAUAAA